This is a messenger RNA of Prosopis cineraria, 2939 nucleotides long. Its product is annotated as G-type lectin S-receptor-like serine/threonine-protein kinase SD2-2. Bases 300 to 2774 code for a protein of 824 amino acids. The record is from RefSeq and is a predicted model, not a curated record. The transcript has a single exon. Gene Ontology annotation, molecular function: ATP binding; protein serine/threonine kinase activity. Gene Ontology annotation, biological process: recognition of pollen; protein phosphorylation. Lineage: Eukaryota; Viridiplantae; Streptophyta; Magnoliopsida; Fabales; Fabaceae.
GUGCAGCUUUUACAGUGCGCGGAGAGGCGCUUAUCUUAACCCAGAGACAGAGGACACUAUUCUCUUAUUUCUUUUUUAAGAUAUUCCUAUUUCUGCUUUUUAGUUCUCCACUCCUACUGCAUUCCCCUCUCCCAUUCAUUCCCCACCCGCACUGUAAAUUUCGACAAGAAAAUAUUAAUAAAUUAAUUGGUAAUAUUAAGAGCACACAAUUGUGCCGAAGCUCAUCCUCCUACGCUCCCACCGCCAUGAGCUCAUCCGGCUAAACCCAUGUGCUCCUGAGCCAGCACCCCACUCCAAGAAUGUCGCUUCUGGCCUCUUCCCUCACUUUCUUCUUCCUCUCCCUCCUCGCUUUUCCCUCUUCUCUAGCCAAUCGUCUUGUGUUGAGAGGACACGAUACCCUGCCGAGUCAGAACCGGACGUUCGAGCUUGGCUUCUUCACCUUCAAUGGCGGACAAUCCAAUCAUUAUUACUUGGCUGUUCGGUACGCGUCGGUUCCGCUUCCCACCUACGUCUGGGUCGCCAAUCGCGAAAAGCCCAGCAAAAAUCUCGCCGAUUCGACGCUGGAAAUCACCGAAACUGGCCUCCUGCUUGUGAAAGAUUCACCAACCUCGAUUCUUUGGCAGAGUACGAAUUUAGAAACUUCGGGAGCAGCACAAUUGAAGCUUUUAGACAGUGGGAAUUUGAUUCUGGUCACUCAUGAAGGCUCUGUCUCCUGGCAGAGCUUCGAUUUCCCCACGGACGCCUGGCUUCCGGGUAUGAAUCUGACCCGGACCCGAUCCUUGGUGUCAUGGCGGAGCCCCACGGACCCGUCGCCGGGACUCUAUUCUCUGCGGCUGAGACCGCCGGGCUACGGUGAGUUCGAGCUCCUUUUCAAUAACUCUAGAUCUUAUUGGACCACCGGACGGUGGACCGGCGACUCGUUCCUCAACAUUCCGGAGAUGAUGAUUCCUUACCUUUACCUCUUCCACUUCGUGAAUCCAUUCACACCGACGGCAUCGUUUGGGUUCCGGGAGAAGCCUCUAAACGGGCUGAGCCCACCCACGUAUUUCCGGGUUGAACCGUACGGGCAGGUCCGGCAGUACACGUGGUGGUCUCAGGCUGGAAGCUGGAACAUUUUCUGGUCGGGGCCGAAAAAUGUGUGUGACGUUCAUGGCCUGUGUGGCAGCUUAGGAGUCUGCCAAGGAGAAACGACGCCGAAGUGCGAGUGCGUCUCCGGUUUCAAGCCCUUAGACGACGGUAGAUGGGCUUCCGGGGACUACUCCGGCGGGUGCCGUCAGAAAACGGAUAGUCUCUGCGAUAAAAGUGAUGGGUUCGUAGAUAUGGGCGUUAUGAGCUUCGAAGCACCCAAUGCGCGGUCGUCUCAAAGCAAGUCUCGAAGCAAUUGCGAGACUACUUGUUUAAGUUCAUGCGAUUGUAUUGGCUUGUCCUUCGACCAGAGGACCAGUUCCUGCAAGAACUUCUACGGGUCAAUUCUGAAUCUCCAUAAUUCAUCUUCUGGAACCUCUGUUGAUGGCAAUUUGUAUGUCAGGGUACAACGAGAACAAUCUGGUAAGAAGUCGAGUCGUCAAAUUCUUACUGGUACUAUUAUCGGGGCAAUUGCCUUUCUCGGGUUAAUAGUGGCGACAUUGUUGGUAUUGCUGAAUCGAAGGCAGAAGAAGAAACUACAAGAAGAUGGAUUCAUUCAUGCACUGAAUCUUCAAUUAUUUUCCUACAAAGAGCUUCAAUUAGCGACCCGGGGAUUCUCAGAGAAGGUGGGUCAUGGUGGGUUCGGGACAGUAUUUCAAGGAGAAUUGCCAGAUUCAACUCUCGUUGCAGUGAAGCGGCUGGAGAGACCAGGUAGUGGAGAAAAGGAGUUCAGAGCAGAAGUUUCCACCAUUGGUAAUAUCCAACAUGUUAAUCUCGUUAGACUCAGAGGCUUCUGCUCAGAAAAUUCUCACAGACUUCUGGUUUACGAGUUAAUGCCCAACGGUGCUCUUAGUUCUUACCUUCGCAAAGAAGGAGGGCCUAGUCUGAGUUGGGAGGUCAGGUUCCGAAUAGCUGUAGGAACGGCCAAAGGUAUAGCUUAUUUACACGAAGAAUGUCGCGAUUGUAUCAUUCACUGUGAUAUCAAACCUGAAAACAUUCUCUUGGACGCCAGUUUCACGGCCAAAGUUUCUGACUUUGGGUUGGCGAAGCUCAUGGGGAGGGAUUUCAGCAGGGUUUUAGCAACCAUGAGAGGCACUUGGGGCUAUGUAGCACCAGAGUGGAUCUCUGGAGUUGCAAUCACUACAAAAGCCGAUGUUUACAGCUACGGGAUGACAUUGUUAGAGCUUAUAAGUGGUCGCCGUAAUGUGGAGGCACCACCACAAUCAGCAGGCGACGGCGGCUGCUGCGAGGAGGCUGGGGAGAAAGAGAAGUGGUUCUUCCCUCCGUGGGCUGCGCGGCAGAUAAUUGAAGGGAAUUGGACUGCUAUAGUUGAUAAGAGGCUUGGCAAUGCAUGUAACAUGGAGGAGGUAAGGAGGGUGGCUAUGGUAGCUGUGUGGUGCAUUCAGGAUGAUGAAGGAAGUAGGCCUUCAAUGGGCAUGGUGGUGAAGAUGUUGGAGGGGUUAGUGGAAGUGAGUGUCCCUCCAACGCCUAAAUUGCUUCAAGCACUGGUCUCCGGCGAGUCCUUUCGAGGUGUCAAGGCAGAUUCCAGCACAGGCGACAGCCUCUCAGGUGCCAAUGCUGAUUCAGAAUCGUUCACAGGGGCCGUUUCUUCCGCAGCAAAUAUGAAUGUCAAUGUUGUUGUACGAUGAUGAUGAUGAUGAUGAUGGAGUUAAGGUACAGAGUAGAGCAUUCGAGGUAGAGAUGUUUGAGUGGAAAAGAAAAUGGUAGAGUAGAUGAAGAUGUAAAAUGGUUGACUUUGCAGGAAAAGUUUUAGGUUUGUGAUUCAAAAUGAAAAACCUGAAAGUUGUUCUGUC